Molecule: messenger RNA, 2428 nt
Organism: Sesamum indicum (sesame)
Lineage: Eukaryota; Viridiplantae; Streptophyta; Magnoliopsida; Lamiales; Pedaliaceae
Product: cyclic dof factor 2
Biological process (GO): regulation of DNA-templated transcription
Molecular function (GO): DNA binding; DNA-binding transcription factor activity
Source: RefSeq, a predicted model, not a curated record
AAGUGGGUGAGUCAGAUUAAAGAGUCAGUCCACUUUUGGCACAAAGAAUCAGAAGAAAAAAGAAAAAGAGAAGGACAAGAUCUCCAGGCCACAUAGAAUUUGUGGCUCAAAAUUGUUUUCCUUUCUGACGUGGCAGUUUAACUCGACAGCUUCUCGGAUCCAUCUCUCACACGUUGUCCUAACGACAGCAUUCAGCAGCAGCCAUCAUAUACAUACACGCAGAACCCCAAGAACCCAAAAAAAAAGGGAAUAAAAAAGAAAGAAAGCGCAGUUACACGCUCAGGUGUGUGCGAGAGUCAGAUCUCUUCAUCCCAACUCACCAGACCAGACCAGGCCUUGUUUUCCGUAUUUGUUUUUCUUUUUCUUUUUUCGUGUGUUUUACUUUGUUGUGUUCUGUUUCCAAGUUUGGAUAAUUAGAGAAAGAGAGAGAGAGAGAGAGAGAGAGGGGGGGCAGAGGAAUAAAAGGCAAAAAUGUCUGAAGUAAAAGACCCCAAGUUAAAGCUUUUUGGUAAGACCAUUGAACUGCCGGACACUUUUGCUGCGGCGGCUGAGAGUGGUGGGCCCGUCUCAGCUCAGACUUUCGAGGGUGCUGGAGAGGAUAGCUUAAAUCAAGAUCCCCCUUGUUCAUCCAAUUCUAUGCUUGAAGAUAGCAGUUUCAAUAGAGAUGGAGAGGAUCAAGAAUCGUUCAAGAGCCUGUCAGGUCCUACACAAGAACAUGAAAAAGAGGAAGAUCGAGCACAGCCUUUGACUUUGGAGGAAUUAAAAGAUUCAAAUGCGAAUCCCCCAAUAGUUGAGGACUCAAAUGCUCCUGCUGAUAGUGAUGCUGGAUCCAUGAAAAUGUCAAAGAACGAAGAGGACCAAGCUGAGACAAGUAACUCGCAGGAGAAAAGCCUUAAGAAGCCAGACAAGAUACUUCCGUGCCCUCGCUGUAAUAGCAUGGACACAAAAUUUUGUUAUUUCAACAAUUACAAUGUCAACCAACCUAGGCAUUUCUGCAAGAAUUGCCAGAGAUACUGGACAGCUGGAGGAACCAUGAGGAAUGUGCCUGUAGGUGCUGGUCGCCGUAAGAACAAGAAUUCUAUUUCCCAAUUCCGUCAUCUAACUGUCCCAGAAGCUCUUCAGACUCCCCGAGUUGAUCUCCCGAAUGGAAUUCACCACCCUGCUCUGAACCCCAAUGGCACUGUCCUCACAUUUAGCUCUGAUUCACGACUGUGCGAGUCUAUGGCAUCAGUUUUGAACAUCGUAGAUAAAACAAUUAUGAACAACUCAAGAAAUGGCUUCCAUAAACCUGACGAACUAGGAAUUCCAGCUUCUCGUGGAAGUAAAGAGGCUGGAGAUGAUUGCACAAGUCGAUCGUCUACUGCUGCUACAAGUUCAAAGGACAAUGGUAAAACUGGGUUGCCUGAAUUGAUGCCAAAUUGUCGCCCGUUUCCUCCACAGGUACCCUGCUUUUCUGGAGCGCCCUGGCCUUACCCGUGGAAUUCUGUUCAGUGGAGCUCCCCUGUAUCGCCACCUACUUUUGGCCCUGCUAGCUUUCCGGUGCCAUUCUAUUCUACAGCAACACCUUACUGGGGUUGUGCCGUACCUGGCGCUUGGAAUGUACCAUGGGUUAUCCCACCAACACCCUCUGCUUCACAGAGCCAUACACCUCCAAGUUCUGGUCCCAAUUCCCCAACUCUAGGGAAGCAUUCAAGGGAUGACAACAUUCUGAAAAUGGCUGAUACGAAGGAUGAAGAGACACGAAAAGAGAGUAAUUCUGAGAAGUGUUUGUGGGUUCCGAAGACACUGAGAAUUGAUGAUCCAGGGGAAGCUGCUAAGAGUUCCAUAUGGGCAACAUUGGGUAUAAAGAAUGACAGAACUGAUUCUGGUGGUGGUGGUAUUUUCAAGGCCUUCCAAACCCAAUCAAAAGGUGAUGAAAAGACUCAUGUUUCAGAAACCUCCACAGUGUUACAAGCCAAUCCAGCAGCAUUAUCUAGAUCUUUGAGCUUCCAUGAGAGCUCGUAAGCUGAUUGAUUUAGGAGCUUUUUGCAUUUUCUUAGAUGACCUGGUUGCAGUGAUCCGAUCUGCCUCUGGACUCCAGAAGCACUUCUAGCCAUCGACUACCGCAGAUUGGGGAAAUCUUCACAUGAUCUCUGCCCAAGAUACAAUCAAGUGUAUUAGCAACUACUUCAGACUUCUCCUGCAUGGGUGAGCAAAUAGGUUCUCUUUGGUAGGAUAUAGAUGUUUUAAUGGGUUUUCUUUCUUUCUUUUUUUCUUUUUGCUAGCUUGUACAUAAAUAUAUGAAAUACUGAGAGUUACGAGGAGUGAGUUUGUGUAACAAAGUCCACAGCUGUAGAAUAAGUGGGAAAUACCUAAAGAAUUCUGUGCUUUUCUCUCUUUUUACGGCAUAUGAAUUUGAUUCUGAUCAGAACAUCUAUUCUCCCGUUUA